AUGAAGGCACAUGUGCGAGGAGCCGGGAUCCUCGGAGCGACUUUGCUUGGAAUUUAUAUUCUCCUGUUUGUCAACACAAGCUUAAAAACAGAAACCCCGCAGAGAGGAGCCGAUCCCAGACUACUGAGGAAACUAGACAGGAUUGAAACGGUUUUACACAACCUGACAAACCUGUUGGAAAAGUCAGCACUAAAGAUCCUCAGUAAGAACGACAAUGGUCCAUCCCAGUCUCAGGACAACGCUGACCAUCGAAGACCAUCUCUGGAGAAGGUUGAGGGACAAAUACAAAAGAGUGUCCACAAGUUGUUUCCAGACUCUUCCUUGUUCACCAACUGGGGUCACGGCCUGACGGUGGAAGAGCAGAAGGAAGCCGAAGGUCUCUUCCAAAUUUAUGGAUACAACGUGUUUCUUAGCAACCAACUCCCUCUGGAUAGGACACUUCCAGACAUGAGGGACAAGAGGUGCCCCAGGAAUCACCCCAAAGACCUGCCCACUGUCAGUGUGGUGCUCAUCUACCUGAAUGAAGCGCUGUCCAUCAUUCAGAGAGCGAUCCGAAGCAUCAUCACGCACACGCCGGCUCACCUGCUGAGAGAAGUCAUCCUUGUGGACGACUGCAGCUCCUACAACGACCUGGCAGAGCCGCUGCAGAACUACAUCGACCAGAUCCAGUUCCAGAAACCGGGCCUCAUCAAGAAAGUGCGCCACCGUCGUCAGAUGGGUUUGGCGCAGUCGCGCGUCUCCGGGUGGGAACACGCCACUGCAGAUGUUGUGGUUAUCCUGGACGCGCACAUAGAAGCUACCGUCGGAUGGGUGGAGCCCCUGCUGGCCAGAAUCAAAGCAGACAGGAAAGUGGUGGUGUCGCCUGUGUUCGAUAAGGUCAAGUACGAUGACCUGGAGGUGGAGAGGUACGAUGCCGCCUCUCAUGGGUUUGACUGGGCCCUGUGGUGCAUGUAUGAGGAGUUCAGUCCACAGUGGUACGCGAUGAAUGAUGAAUCUCAGCCGGGGAAGAGCCCUUCACUCAUGGGAAUAUUUGCGGCAGACAGACAGUUUCUUGGGGAAAUUGGAGGACUCGAUGGUGGAAUGAUGACAUACGGAGGAGAGAAUGUGGAACUUGGAGUCCGUGUGUGGCUGUGUGGCGGCAGCGUGGAGGUGGUGCCUUGCUCAAGGAUCGCCCAUAUUGAGAGGGCGCACAAACCCUACGCACCAGAUCUGUCCUCUCCCAUGCGGAGGAACGCUGUUAGGGUGGCAGAAAUUUGGAUGGAUGAGUACAAGAAGAACGUGAUGAUGGCCUGGAACCUUCCUUUGCAUGAUCAUGGAGUCGACAUUGGUGAGGUGACGGAGAGGAGGAGGCUGAGAGAGAAGCUGAACUGCAAGCCCUUCCAGUGGUACUUGGACAAUAUUUACCCCAGUUUGAGAACCUGGGAGGACAUUUUAGGUUACGGUGUGCUGAAGAACAGUCUUGGUGACUUCUGCUUGGAUCAGGGCGCGGUUCCUGGGAACAUUCCCAUCGUGUACGAGUGCCAUUCCCAGCGACCACAGAUGUGCUACUACAACAAUGCGAGUGAAAUCAUCGUUGGAGGCUUGAGGUCUCACAAGUAUAACCAGAACCGUUGCCUGGUGGACCCGGGGUCGGGCAGCACUCCAACCCUCCACCAGUGUCAGCUGGCCCAGAGUGCCAAGCUACACUCACAGUGGGAAUUCAGACAGGGUCAGUCCAUCAGGAACAAGGCAACAAAGCGGUGUCUGGAGCUCAGCCUGGGAGAAUCGCUCAACUACGAGCUCAUCAUUCAGAAGUGCACCGGGCAGACAUGGACCAUCGAGCACGUCGCCAAAACCUUUUAGUUUGCUCACUCAGUGACCCAAGUUACUCGUAUUUAUUCUUGCAAGAAACACUUGAAUUAAUAUUUCAUCUUUUUGCUUUGACACCUCUUCUACAGUGCCAGAUAUUUUCACUCUUUGAAGUACAGUGGUACCUUGGUUUUCGAAUGUCCCGGAGUUUAAACAAAAAUUUCGAAAUUUUUAUUGCUUCAGAUUUCGAACAAAAAUCCAGAACUCGAAAGCCGAAAAAACAUAACGUGCACGGACCGACCAGCUGACCCAUGACGUGCUUUGUUAUUGUGUAUAACGCAGCCUCUGUAUGCAGACGUGUCCCGUUAGCUACAUUUACUGACUGUUUUUUCUCAUAUUGAGGUGUAAAACCUUUCCUGUCUCCGCACUGGACCGUGGUAGAGUGUCACAGGGGAGGUGCUCGCUCUCCACACCUCCGAGGCUGGAGCCACACUCCAGGGUUUGAUGUCCUGUUGUGGGCUGGAGCUGGGACAGGGAUGAGGCGAGUCUGGGACAGAGCGUUACUUGGUUUAUGACUUUGUCACAGCCAAACUGCACAGAAGCGCACAUUCAGAGCUGGACACGCACCGGGCACCUCUUCACUUCUGGAGAGACGUCACUCACUCGGCAACCCCUCCCACAUGCAGCGGCCACACACAUAGAGGAACAGCGCACCUGCAGCAGACACUCUACAUUCACUCCUACAAAAGCCUAUUUUACAACAAUUUGCUUCUCGAACGGCCGUCUGGAACGGAUUGAGGUCGAGAACCGAGGUACCACUGUACUAGUUUACUCUGAUGAUGAUAGUAUUGAAUUUAAGAUCA
This is a messenger RNA of Synchiropus splendidus (mandarinfish), 2651 nucleotides long. RefSeq names its product probable polypeptide N-acetylgalactosaminyltransferase 8. The transcript is spliced from 11 exons. The coding region runs from base 1 to 1842 and encodes 613 amino acids. Lineage: Eukaryota; Metazoa; Chordata; Actinopteri; Syngnathiformes; Callionymidae. Gene Ontology annotation, cellular component: Golgi apparatus. The record is from RefSeq and is a predicted model, not a curated record.